UGCACCUGUGCAGUGUAUGGCGUUGGGAGUGAGGGAUAACCGUGACAGGAUCAUGACCAUGUCUUUGUAUAUGAGCCAGUUAAAACGCUGACCCGGGGGUCUGAUGGGCCAGAAUGAGGCAUAUUCACUGGGGCAGUGGACCGGUCCAGACUACAAGUACACAUGUGGUUUGGGUUGGGCAAUAUUGGGCGGGGUGCUGGCAUGGGCAAGCAUUGGCGCGAUUGAUGGGGGUACGCUGCAAGGACUGUGUAUUCACAGUAGGAAAGUUUACUUUUCUAAGAAGCCUAGAAAAAUCACAGAGCGGGAACCGAGUACCAAGAAAGUGCGGGAACAUUCCACGACUGUGUUACUGUACAUGGUACGAUCUGCGGAGCGAUCUCAGUCUUUCCUGCAAGUCCGCUUUUUUGCUAAUUUUACCAACACAGCUGGAUCUUCCAAAGGACUCACGAUAAUACUUAAACUGGUAUACUGUGUCCUGUGGCACACCAUCCCGCCUGGGCAGUUAGGGAAGAUGGGGCCCUGGGGUUCUUUGAGGAGUUGCACAGUCAAAGGGCCUUGGCGCCGUGACAGCAAUGGUACGUCAUACGUCAUCCCGUAGGGUGCGGCACCGACACAGCGACUCCACUGAAUCAACAAAGACCAAG
This is a messenger RNA of Westerdykella ornata, 644 nucleotides long. RefSeq lists its product as uncharacterized. The coding region runs from base 104 to 598 and encodes 164 amino acids. The record is from RefSeq and is a predicted model, not a curated record. The transcript has a single exon. NCBI's taxonomy places the organism in Eukaryota, Fungi, Ascomycota, Dothideomycetes, Pleosporales, Sporormiaceae.